GUUUUUGGAUGCAGGGCCAGGAGCAGGCGAGCUGGUGGAAAGGGAGGGGGGGGGGGGGGGGGGGGGGGGGGGGGGGGGGGGGGGGGGGGGGGGGGGGGGGGGAGAGAGGGGGAGCGGGUGAGCGAGGGAGGAGGAUCGAGAACGGGAGGUUUGGCAACAACGGCAACAGAGAGAGAGAGAGAGAGAGAGAGAGAGAGAGAGAGAGAGAGAGAGAGAGAGAGAGAGAGAGAGAGAGAGAGAGAGAGAGCGAGAGAGAGAGAGAGAGAGAGAGAGAGAAGACCGACAUGGCCUGAAGCGGGCAUGUCCCUCGGGGACU
Molecule: messenger RNA, 316 nt
Organism: Closterium sp. NIES-67
Lineage: Eukaryota; Viridiplantae; Streptophyta; Zygnematophyceae; Desmidiales; Closteriaceae
Source: the annotation of a GenBank genome assembly